AUGGUUCCCGUUGUGGAACAAGUUGAUGAACCAACUAUAGAGACAGUUGGAAAAUAUGUUGAGAAAAGACAUGGGGAAGACGAUGUUGUCUCCCCUUCCGUACCAGUGGUUGUUAAAGUUGCUGGUCAAGAUGGUAUUCCUAACAUUGACAAGAAAAAGUACUUGGUUCCUACAGAUCUUAAUGUUGAUCAAUUUGUGUAUGUGGUGAGGAAGAGAAUCAAAUUGAGCCCUGAAAAGGCAAUCUUCAUUUUUGUCAAGAAUAUUCUGUCACCCACAGCUGUUAUGAUGUUUGCGAUUUAUGAGGAAAAUAGUGACGAAGAUGGCUUUCUUUACAUGACUUACAGUGGCGAGAACACCUUUGGGUUGUUUUAGAACUAAAAGGAAGAAGAGAUGA
This is a messenger RNA of Impatiens glandulifera, 394 nucleotides long. Its product is annotated as autophagy-related protein 8B-like. The transcript is spliced from 4 exons. Gene Ontology annotation, biological process: cellular response to nitrogen starvation. Lineage: Eukaryota; Viridiplantae; Streptophyta; Magnoliopsida; Ericales; Balsaminaceae. The record is from RefSeq and is a predicted model, not a curated record. Bases 1 to 372 code for a protein of 123 amino acids.